UCCACGUCGUCGUCGUCGACGCGUUCCAGAGCGGCGCGUUCUCGCGCGUUGCAGGCGUCCGCGAUAGUGUCGAAAGCGCGAAACGGAGCGUCGGUGUCGAUCAUAUACUCGUUCGAUCCGCGACGAUCAUCGUUCUCCUUCUUCUUCGUCUUCUUCUUCUACGUCUUCUUCUACCUCUUGCUUCUCGUCUUGUUCAACGAGAGAUCAGGGGCUACACGCGGACCAACUGGAUUUCCAGCCGUGCGUAUAUAUGUGCGCGCGCGCGCGCUCCCUCCAGCUACAUCGAUCUUCCUGUCUUCCUGUGAGUGGAGAGAUAGAUCGGUGGUCACGUUGCGACGGAACCAUGACGUAAACGGUGUGGGACCAAUCGGUGUACACACGAUUCUUCAAAGCCUGUGAAGUUCCGCGUGCCAAGACCCACCGUCGUUUCCGGGUGUAUAUCAAGCACGAGUGAAAAAGGCAUCGUCCAACCGAUUUCGCCUUCAUCGAGUGCUACGUUGACCCAGGCUCGGUCGAUCCGCGCGGCAAACCGACACGCUCGCAGCCCACAGCCUCGGAUCGUUCGUUCGCGUUCAAGUGUCGGUUCUGUGCGGGGGUGUGAAAGUAUAUCUCGUAAUUUGCGUGACAAGUGCCACGAAGACGUCGAACGGGGGUAGUCGAGGCUACCAGCGCGCGAGCAGGAUGAUAUGAGCACGCUUGGCAGAUUGAGGAUGUCCUCAAAGAGGAAGUCACCACCAACGAAGCUAUCGGAGGGCGGGGGCGGCACGGGUACAGUGGCAGGCGCCAACGAGGAGGAGGAGGACACGACCUCGUCGGUGACCGGUGGUCCCGGUGGCGAGGUAGCCGUCGGUGAAGAGGGGCCCACCACCCCCGUCGACAUCGAGGAGUGUUACCCUCACCAGAGAGGAGGUGACUGCGAGUCGUCAGGCUGUUCGUCGCCGGCGACCACCAGCGAGCCUGAUCUGAGGGACUCGCCCUCCCCUUCGUCGAAUUCCUUGCGUACCAGCAAGCGACAGAGGGUCGUGUUGUCCAGCCAGGAGGCCCUGGCCUCCUACCACUACCCCCACCACCACCACCAUCACCAUCAUCAUCAUCACCAUCACCACACGAACACAUCGUCCUCGUCGGGUGGUGUCGUGGAACCUGCCAGCUCCUCGGAGUGUGGCUCGCCCCCCACCCCUCUAACCGUAGACCCGUAUUACCCUAACCAUCCCCAUCACAAUAAUAACAACAACACCGUGACGCAAAAUAAUAAUAACAACAACAACGGCGGCAACGCUACCACCGUGACAAGUAAGAGAUCCAUGGACGACGUGCUGAAGAGGUUAACCUGCAAGAUGAACAGCGAGUCGCUGUCGCUGCAGGAUGACACCAGUAAUAACAGGCGGAACAGCCCGCCCCCUACGUCCACGCCGACUGGACACAACGCGCACUGCGGAGGCGUCGCCAGCGUGGCGAACAGUGUGCCACCCUCGCCACCAGCCUCUGGCAGGAUGCAGAACACGGAAGGCCAAGCCCAGCAGGACGGAGCGUCAGCCCUGCACAGGGUCCUCUGCGCGGAGACAUUCGCGGAGAAGGAGCGGAGGCUAUCCGAGAUGAUCCUGCAGCUGCAGCUCAUGAGGGAACAACUGCUGCAAGAUCAGUCCAAGUCGUAUCCUGCGCACAUGACCGUCGACUCGCAGAAGCAAAUCGAGAUACAGCGGCUGCAAACGGAGCACUUGAAGCGGCAGCAAGAGCACAUCAUGCAGCACAACAUACAGGAGCUACAGGCUCAGAUGACAAAGAACCAGCUGAGCAUGUCGGGGCCGCAAUCCUUGAUGUUCCUACCGUUUCUCGAACAGCUCAGAGGGUUGCCGGUGCAAUCGCCUAUGCCGCCACCGCCGGCUACGUCGACGUCAACCACCACCAACAAACAUAUCAAUUCGAUCGCUAACAUGAUCAGCAGUCAUCGGGAAGGGUCCAGCUGGGGUACGGCGCAUCUCGCACAGAUGGCCACGCAGAUGGAAAAGGAAGCGUCACCUACGCCGAUCUCAUCCGCCGUAGCGCCGACAGCGCCCCCUCUGCAGGACCUCGACGCGCCACUGAACCUCUCCAAGCCCAAGUCCUCGUCAUCGGGGGCCACGGCGUCCUCCUCGUCGCCCGGAAGCGACUCGCAUUCGACCGGUGCCGGAAGCAGUGGCCAACAAGAGCAACCGCUCGCUGCGACUGCGCCGAAGCUCUUUCCGCCUGGCCUACCAAUGCCACGGAACUAUCUCACGACCCUCCCUUACGCGGGCCUGCCACCUCACCUCAGCUCCCUCUCCUCACCAAUGGGCAAGGUAAUGGCCAAAGACGAAGCGGCUGGACCUGGAGGUGCUGUGGCGGCCGCAGCGGUCGCCGCCGUGGAAAAGCACUUCGCGAUGCACGGCAUUUAUGCGAUACCACCGAGUGCAGGUGCGAUGCCACCGUCGCCGCAGACCCAACGACCGAUCAAGCACUCUGGCUCCCGGGAGGAGGCUGCGCAGGAAGAACAGGACUAUCUGUCGACGCCUCACAUGUGGCGGGAGCCGGGUUACAAGGUACCGGAAGACAUAACGGAAAAAGCUAAAAUGGUGAGACAGCAGAAGAGGGAGGGUGAGAACAAGCCACAUAUCAAGCGGCCUAUGAACGCGUUCAUGGUGUGGGCCAAGGACGAACGUAGGAAAAUUUUGAAAGCCUGCCCGGACAUGCAUAAUUCGAACAUAUCGAAAAUACUCGGUGCUCGAUGGAAGGCGAUGUCGAACUCUGAGAAACAGCCAUACUACGAGGAGCAAUCCCGGCUGUCGAAGCUGCACAUGGAGAAGCAUCCCGACUACAGGUACAGGCCGCGACCGAAGCGCACCUGCAUCGUUGACGGGAAGAAGAUGCGCAUCUCCGAGUACAAGUCGCUGAUGCGGCAACGGCGGCAGGAAAUGAGGCAGCUCUGGUGUCGCGACAGCGGGCCAGAGAUGAGCUUCUUGUCCCCUGUCGGCUCUGAUCUGAGCACGCAACACCAUCCGGGAGCGGGGGCCGGGCCGUCGGCGAGGCCGUCCGUGUCACCACCGGCCACCAUGUUGAAUGGCGGCGCGGCCGGUCCGAGUUCCGAUCAUCCAUCCUUCUAUUAUCCGCAAGACAGCCUGUCGCCUACGGACAUGAUGAACUUCUCGCCGGAGAACUCGGGCUCGAUCGGUGGCUAUGAUGCCAGUCCGCGGCACCACGACGAAGAUUGAACCGCAGCUCCGGGUCAGCCGCCAUGGCCGCCCGGAGCAUCAUCGUCAACAGCAACAGCAGCUUCAACGUCGAGACUUGGCCACGAGUUGUUCUGGUAAAACUUCCAACGGUUCAACGUGAAAAGAUUAAACGCGUUUACGUACCGCGUGAACAACGUGGAAGCAAUGUCAUCUGGGGAAGAACGUUCUCGAAGAGUGACCGAGCGUUUCGAAGCCUCGCUCGAGAGGUUGUGAUAUAUAACGAUUCAAUUCUGUGCCAUCGUACGACGCGUGGAGGCCCUUCCGCGGAUUCGAGAGGCGAGUCCUGCAUCCUUGGAUCCGCCGUCGUCGUGUCGCCUGACAUGUCGUGCGAUCGUUACGAGACUCGUACUCGUGCACGCGAAAGAGACCGCGUAUAAUCCGAGCUACACUCACGGCUGAAGCUUUGGGACAGUGUCGCGCUGUACAGUCACGUGACCCGAUGUCAGCCCACCAGCCCCCUCUCGUUAUUUGCUACGUACACACGUGGAUCGGUUCACGGGACACCGGUGAACGUGAGCUCGGUGGAUAAAGGCGCGCGGAGCUGAUGGUUCUCUGGCUGUUUAUACUGUUACGAGAGUAACGGGAUGGGGACAGCAGGUGACGGUUGGCCCAUGCCGAGCAGAAGAACGAACACGACGGCGGCACGAAGGGGUACAUGGUGUAUUCCGUUGGUGUAAUCAAAACCGCGACCAAGGCAGCGCAAAUCUGCGAACGAUAAGGUCUGAUCGUCGUUAGGUAACGUUCUAGGUAACGAGAUAUACGCGCGAGUAGAAUUCUCAAAAAGGUAACGAACGUCGAUUUGCGUGUCAACGUAUGUCGGUAUCCAUCUCGCGGGUGUUUUCCGUACGCGGGAGCGCGGAGCAACAUGAACGCUAGAAUUAUACAUAAAUAAAUAAAUAAAUAUAAAUAUAACAAAAAAAAAUAUAUAUAUACA
Messenger RNA from Eufriesea mexicana, 4182 nucleotides. It is a transcript of the gene Sox102F, whose product is annotated as transcription factor Sox102F. Gene Ontology annotation, cellular component: nucleus. Bases 687 to 3227 code for a protein of 846 amino acids. The transcript has 9 exons. Gene Ontology annotation, biological process: regulation of transcription by RNA polymerase II; cell fate commitment. The record is from RefSeq and is a predicted model, not a curated record. Gene Ontology annotation, molecular function: DNA-binding transcription factor activity, RNA polymerase II-specific; RNA polymerase II cis-regulatory region sequence-specific DNA binding. NCBI's taxonomy places the organism in Eukaryota, Metazoa, Arthropoda, Insecta, Hymenoptera, Apidae.